AUGGCCGUAAAAAAUGAUAUUGAGCAUAAUGGUACUAUAAAGGAUAAAUAUAAAGUAUCUACGCUUGCAAAGAUGAAUAAGAUACAUGAUCUUGCCAAAUUGAAUCAAAAUGAAAUUGUUGAAAAAGAUGAAUAUAAAACAUCUAAUAAUUAUCGAAAACUGAA
Molecule: messenger RNA, 164 nt
Organism: Racocetra persica
Lineage: Eukaryota; Fungi; Glomeromycota; Glomeromycetes; Diversisporales; Gigasporaceae
Source: the annotation of a GenBank genome assembly